This is a messenger RNA of Maniola jurtina (meadow brown), 922 nucleotides long. It is a transcript of the gene Lsm12a, whose product is annotated as protein LSM12 homolog. Bases 119 to 676 code for a protein of 185 amino acids. Lineage: Eukaryota; Metazoa; Arthropoda; Insecta; Lepidoptera; Nymphalidae. The record is from RefSeq and is a predicted model, not a curated record. The transcript has 3 exons.
AUUCGCGCUGUCACAAUUUCAUGGCGGACUUGUCACUUUCCGUUUUCUAACAAAACAACUGUGGCGAAUUUUUAACCACCAAAACGUGAUUAUUUUAUAAAUUUAUAACAAAACAACGAUGUCUACAGUCUCGGACUGUUUCUCCAUCGGCAGUAUAGUCGCCACAAGGACAUGUUAUAACGAAGACAUCGAAGGCGAAGUGCUGGCAUUCGACCCGCAAACAAAAAUGCUGAUCCUCAAAUGCCCAUCUUCCAGCGGUAUUCCUAAGCGCCACGAUGUGAAUAUAAUAAAUCUAUCGCUCGUAAGCGACGUACAGAUAAAGAAAGAGGUUACAACGGUACCAGAGCCUCCUCCGUCGUUGAAUCUUCACAGAUUGAAUACACGGGUUAGAAACUCAAUAGAAAAUAAGCGUAGAUUGGUAUCAGCACUGUCAGCAUGCUUAGACCCUGAAGGUCAGAGACUGUUCCUGGCGAUUGCCCGCGUCAUAGACGACGUGUCCUGGACCGGGCAGAGCAUCCGAGUGUACAAUGAAGUCACCAUUACUCCUCCCUACAAGGUGGAAAACGUAAUAGGCGAGCAGGAGUCAAAACCCUACAAUUACAUAAGGAAAUUCGUGGAAAGGCAUUGGAGAGACCACAGCAGAGACAGUGCGGCUAACUCCUCAAGGCAUCAAUAAAUACACUAUAUAGUUGAGACAUUGCGAAAGUGCCAACUGAGUCAUAAAUCAUUUUUAUCGGACCUCUCGCUUGCACUUACAGGCCUUAUGAAACUCGAACUUCCUCAAACAUCCUCUGGUGUUGUGUGUAACAGCAAAAAAACCGGCCAAGUGCGAGUCAGACUCGCGCACCGAGGGUUCCGUACUCGGGCAUUUUUUCCGACGUUUUGCACGAUAAAUCAAAAACUAUUACGCAUAAAAAUAAAC